Molecule: messenger RNA, 5109 nt
Organism: Nothobranchius furzeri (turquoise killifish)
Lineage: Eukaryota; Metazoa; Chordata; Actinopteri; Cyprinodontiformes; Nothobranchiidae
Source: RefSeq, a predicted model, not a curated record
CAGUCACAAGAUGAUUUGAAGUAAACGAAAAAAAAAAAACACAGAAAGCGUUCCUGCCAUUCACAACAGCAGCAGAAGCGUUAGGAGGGAUUUUACGCAGCAACAAUGAGUGAAUCACUGGUUGUGUGUGACGUGGAUGAAGAUCUGGUUAAGAAGCUGAAGCAGUUCCGUUUCCGGAAAGAGACCAACAACGCGGCUAUCAUCAUGAAGAUCGAUAAAGACAAGCAGCUUGUUGUUCUCGAAGAAGAACACGAGGAUAUCUCUCCUGAUGAUCUAAAGGAUGAACUGCCUGAGAGACAACCCAGAUUCGUUGUCUACAGUUAUAAGUAUCAACAUGAUGAUGGACGUGUGUCCUAUCCACUCUGCUUCAUCUUCUCCAGCCCAGUGGGUUGCAGACCAGAGCAGCAGAUGAUGUACGCAGGAAGCAAAAACAAACUGGUGCAAACCGUUGAACUCACCAAGGUGUUUGAGAUCAGAAACACAGAGGACCUGACAGAAGAGUGGCUCAGAGAGAAACUGGGAUUCUUUCGCUAAGGUCGUGACCUCCUCCAGAGGUACGGGACGCGAGGAGGAUCCAGAUCACACAAAUCGUGUCGUCUUUCAAAGUGAAUACAUUGACAUUAAUUUUUCCCCUCCUCUUUGUGUGGACCUGAUUUGAAUAGUUUUUGCAAAUAGUCUUUUUACAGCUUAUCUGGGUGACGUUUACACAACCGUACAGUUCAGUGUGUGCCAGAAGGCAUCACUAAUUAUCAUUCUUCUAUAUGACGGUCCGUGGUCGCGCCGCCGACUAAACCUCAGCCAUCUGGUCGCCUAAAUCUGCAAAUACUAUUUGAAGCAGGCCCACUUUGUUUCCGUACCACUUCUCCAUGUGCCAGUGACGUGUCGGUGUUGAAUCAACGCUCCCAUGGUGGCAGAAGUCAGUCGUAUGUAUCCGCCCCCUCACAGCACGCUCAUUCAGCGUAACAAUCGUUUCUAGUUCCUGGGAAAAAAAUGUACUCUUCACCUUUUGUUUCCAACUCAGAACCUCAGUUUCACUGUUUUUUUUACAUUUUUAUUUUUUUUAAAUAUUAGAGCGUUAGUUUUUCCUCUCAGAACUGUAGAACAAAUAACACAACUGAGCGCCGUCAGUCGUACCUUUAGUGUUUUCUUUUAGGUUAUUAAAUGCUAAAAGACCGGUUCCUGAUAUGAGCUCAUUUUCUGCUCUGUUGGUUUGUUGCAGGACUUUAUUCAAAGAAAACCACUAAAAUGAACAGUGGGAUUGUUACAGGGAACAACUAGCCAAACAUUCCAAACGCUAUUUCUACACUUUAAAGAGCAAGUCACCCCCUACCAGAGUUUUACUCCACUCCCACUUCCAGUUUGAAAAAUACAACAAAUGCUGUUGCCUAGCAGGCCGAGAGGGUGAAGUUGCUAAUACACACACGGCAUUGUGACAUCAUAUGGUACCAGCUAACAUUCCAGGGUACCUCUUAGCCAAUAGAUGGCAGAUUUAAAUUCAAAUGCAUUGCAGAGUUUUUACCUGACAACGGCACAAAACUGACCGUUUUAGGCAGAAAAUUUAAAUUUUAAUUAAAAUGCACUAAAGUGCUAAACUAUUGACUACACGUGUCUGCAGCACGAUUAGACACGCAUUUAUAUAGUUUAUCAGAAAAAAAAGUUAAUUUGGGGGUGACUUGCUCUAUAUUAUUGGUUCUAGUGACAUCCUCUGGGCUAAUCUUGUGCAUUAUAGCUUUAAUAGUGGUGAAUUUUGUUUGUUAUGAAAAACAACUUUGACCACUUUAUGGUCAUGACAUCCAUGUGAAUGAUGCUGCGACUCUUCCAAACGCCAAUUGUGCUUCAUUUACAGUGGUGUGAAAACUAUUUGCCCCCUUCCUGAUUUCUUAUUCUUUUGCAUGUUUGUCACACAAAAUGUUUCUGAUCAUCAAACACAUUUAACCAUUAGUCAAAGAUAACACAAGUAAACACAAAGUGAAGUUUUCAAAUGAUGGUUUUUAUUAUUUAGGGAGAGAACAAAAUCCAAACCUACAUUGCCCUGUGUGAAAAAGUAAUUGCCCCCGAACCUAAUAACUGGUUGGGCCUCCCAUAGCAGCAAUAACUGCUAUCAAGCGUUUGUGAAAACUUGCUACGAGUCUUUUACAGCGCUCUGGAGGACUUUUGGCCCUCUCAUCUUUGCAGAAUUGUUGUAAUUCAGCUUUAUUUGAGGGGUUUCUAGCAUGAACCGCCUUUUUAAGGUCCUGCCAUAACAUCUCAAUAGGAUUCAGGUCAGGACGUUGACUAGGCCACUCCAAAGUCUUCAUUUUGUCGUUCUUCAGCCAUUCCGAGGUAGAUUUGCUGGUGUGUUUUGGGUCAUUGUCCUGCUGCAGCACCCAAGAUCGCUUCAGCUUUAGUUGACGAACAGAUGGCCGGAUGUUCUCCUUCAGGAUGUUUUGGUAGACAGUAGAAUUCAUGGUUCCAUUUAUCACAGCAAGCCUUCCAGUUCCUGAAGCAGCAAAACAACCCCAGACCAUCACACUGCUACCACCAUAUUUUACUGUUGGUAUGAUGUUCUUUGUCUGAAAUGCUGCGUUACUUCUACACCAGAUGGAACGGGACAUUUGCCUUCCAAAAAGUUCAACUUUUGUCUCAUCAGGCCACAAGGUAUUUUCCCAAAAGUCUUGGCAACCAUUGAGAUGUUUCUUAGCAAAAUCGAGACAAGCCCUGAUGUUCUUUUUGCUUAACAGUGAUUUGCAUCUUGGAAAUCUGCCAUGCAGGCCAUUUUUGCCCAGUCUCUUUCUUAUGGUGGAGUCGUGAACACUGACCUUAAUUGAGGCAAGUGAGGCCUGCAGUUCCGUAGACGUUGUCCUGGGGUCUUUUGUGACCUCUCGGAUGAGUUGUCUCUGUGCUCUUGGGGUAAUUUUGGUCGGCCGCCCACUCCUGGGAAGGUUCACCACUGUUCCAUGUUGUUGCCAUUUGUGGAUGAUGGCUCUCACUGUGGUUCGCUGGAGUCCCAAAGCUUUAGAAAUGGCUUUGGUCUUGAAUUUCUUUGGAUCUUGGCAUGAUGUCUAGCUUUUGAGGUGCUUUUGGUCUACUUCUCUGUGUCAGGCAGCUCAUAUUUAAGUGAUUUCUUGAUUGAAACAGGAGUGGCAGUAGGGGUGGCUACAGAAAUUGAACUCAGGUGUGAAACACCACAGUUGGGUUAUUUUUUAACAAGGGGGGCAAUUACUUUUUCACACAGGGCAAUGCAGGUUUGGAUUUUGUUCUCUCCCUAAAUAAUAAAAACCAUAAUUCCAAAACCGCAUAUUGUGUUUACUUGUGUUACCUUUGACUAAUGGUUAAAUGUGUUUGUCACACAAAAUGUUUCUGAUCAUCAAACAUGCAAAAGAAUAAGAAAUCAGGAAGGGGGCAAAUAGUUUGUCACACCACUGUGUUUUUAGGCAGAUUCAUGCUUUCCACACAGAACCGACCAGAUUGAGACGCUCAAUCCCUUCAAUGAUUGUAUUUAUCUCUAAAAUCCAGCAGAUUUUAAAUUGACAUGAUGGACGUCAUCUGUGUUAGAAUGAAAAGAGAAAGAGGCCAGAAGCUGAUUUUAAGCCUCCCCUUGACUUCAGGGAUUUCUGAAAACUGAGAUUUUCUGUUUGCAUCUGCCGCCCACGAGGUUUUGAAGAGAAAACUUUGGCAUUGAGUAAUGUGGAUACCUGGUGGUGCUGAGGAGGUAUUUGAUCAUCUUGAUGGAAUAACAUCGACAGAAGUAGAGCCGACGAGCCUAAAACAUGAUUCCUAUCUGCUAAAUCUACAAAUGCCUUUUUAAAAAUCAUUUUCAUAUGUUAGAGUCAAAAUGAUGUCAUUUUGUUUAUUGAAGCACACAAACAAAUUUUGUAACAUUUUUUCUGAAACCUCUCCAAAGGUAAAAAAAAACGUUCCGUUUUAUAGUAAAAAUAUUCUUAGUUCCAGGAAAACGGCUCAAAACUACGUAGGCACAGACGGCUUUAUUUACUGAUGUUACCCUCUACACACAUCUUGAAACCUACCUUUAGCUCGUUUUUCUGUCUGCUGGUAUUAUUAAAGCUCCGUCUCACCAUGCAGGUCCGCCUGCAUCGUGGAGCGAAAUUUAGCUUAAAACAAACUUUUGUAAACACUGGAAAUCCUUUUUGCCAGGUGCCAAACAGGCCAACUCUGAAACAUCCAGUUUGAUGGUUUAAUGUGUGUUAAUCUUGACUUUCUAAAUUCUGAUCUCUCAAAUGUGUACGACUACUGUAUGUCAAGUGCAUUCUGGAAUAAACCGCUUCCAUAUUCAUAUGAUGCACACAAGACUGAAUCAUUCAUACGGUUUUAUUUACACGAGAACCUAAACAUCACUCCAUCUGGAUCAUCUGGAGCUUCAGCUAAGAUGCAGGACUAUCUAAGAUCAGGUUUUUUUUCUUGGUUGAAUAAAUCACCAUGGCAACCACAUUUUGAUCAGUCAGUUCUUAGACAGCACGUGAUAAGUUCAUCAAUCAAGUUCUUAGUGAAACCAUUCAGUUUGAUUUUCAAUUGCAAAAAGUCUAUGAGUAAAUCUCAACUGAAAAUAAUUUUUUUGACUAUUUAUUUUUUAAUGAACUUUGCAACCAGUCAGCUAAUUAAAUUUGAUUGUGUUUUUCUUAUUUUGGGUUAAUUGAAACAUCCAGAAAUCUGAAAGAAUAAGACUGAAAAUCUCUCCCAGGUCACAAUGUCGUGUUCUGAACUGCAUUAUUUACUCAAUCGAGGAGAUUCCAGUGUUGUUUUUGUUCAGAUUUCACUCAUUUUCUUCAUGGUACAGAUCUCUGGUGUGAGACCACACUUGAUACGUGGUGUCUCAGGACCAUAAAUGACACUUUUUGUUUGUUUUGAGCCUCAUAUCCUGUGGAUUUUAUAGCUUAUCCUGUGUUUAAAUUGCUGAAUAUUUGGCUUUGUGAGUUUUUUUUUUCCACUUUAACCUAGAAAUGUGUCAUUUAGCUUGAGAAGAGUCCUCUGAUUAAAUGCUUGAGUAUUUUCUUUAUUGUUUACUAAAAACACCUGAAACAUCUUGGAUAACCAGCUGUCUCCAGGCAUCAGUGAAAUUUGACAUUUGUACAAAAGUGUGUCUUGUCUAAAUAAAAUGGCAGUUAUGUCAAA